Molecule: messenger RNA, 2144 nt
Organism: Cannabis sativa
Lineage: Eukaryota; Viridiplantae; Streptophyta; Magnoliopsida; Rosales; Cannabaceae
Product: VAN3-binding protein
Exons: 8
Coding region: 761-1984 (407 amino acids)
Source: RefSeq, a predicted model, not a curated record
UCACGUCACAUAAUAGUGUUAGACACCAUUAAUACUUUUUGAUAAUAUUGGUUUUAUUGUGCAUGGAACUUUAGGCAUGCACUACAAUUUCAUUGCACAUAUAUUAAUAUUUGUUUUUAUCAUCCAAUCCAAUAGUCACAAUAAUAUAUUGCAGAAGAGGGCCUCACCUCAGUCUUUUACUUUUGGGCCAUUUUCAGAUAGUAAUGGUGACAAGAGAAUCCUUAGUAAUGAUGAAUACAGCCGCUCUCAAACCAAGAAAUAAAGAAAAAUAAAGUAUAUUCUUUACCACUUUCUUUAUAAAAAAUACAAAAAAAUCAAAUGGCUCCAAUCCAAAUAGUAGAAAAGAAGAACAAAAAUUUACAAUACCAACACUCAAAAUUCUUACUUUUUUCUUUUUCACCCCAUUUUUCUAAUAGUCCACUUCCUCCAAAUUCAUCAUCACCAUUUUUCUCCUUCAUGUUUUCUUUCUUAAAAACACAUAUAAAGAUAGAACCUUACCAUACUCUAAUAAUCUCCCAAAAGUGUUCUCAAACUAAGUGCCUUAACUUAACAUUUAAAGUAAAGGGUUUUAAGGGUUUAACUUCAUUUUUGCUUUGGAGAGAGUUAUGGAAGGUACUUUCAUGAUUUAGUGAGUAGUUGUGCUACCAAAUGUAGCUCUUUUAAUCGGUUGAAGAGCAUAAUAGAGGAAAAUAGUACUCCUACAAGUUGGGAAGGAGUGAUUUCCACUUGUGCAAAGCCACCAGAAACUCCAACUGAAUCCAUGGAGUUUUUGGCAAGAUCAUGGAGUGUUUCAGCUGUUGAACUCUCCAAAGCUCUCUCUACUUCACAUCAGAAUCCUCUCACCUCAACAACAAACUCUUCUUCUGAAGCUCAUGGUGGUGAUCAUGAUCAUCCAAGCUCUACUGUGGCUUUGAAGGAAUCUAUAUUUCAGCAACUGUCAAGUGAGAAUAGCCCUCCAAUUUCACCAAGAGCCAGUGAUGAAAUGAAGGAGUUAUUUCUACUUCAUCAAGCACUAAAUCCAGAGUUCCUUUCCAGUCAACAGUUGAUAAAAAAUGGGGUAAUAAUCUAUCUCAGCCUCACUAUUAUGUCAUGCCAUGAAUAUCAUAUCAUAUCAGUACCAAUCAUUACUACCAUGCAGCUGUAUAAGAGCAUUAUGAGGAAGAAAACAAUGGGGAGAUGGUUAAAAGAUCAGAAGGAAAGAAAGAAACAGGAAAUCAGAACCCAAAAUGCUCAGUUGCACGCAGCAGUUUCUGUGGCGGGGGUUGCUGCAGCUGUUGCAGCACUUGCAGCUUCAGCUGCAUCGCCUGGAACAUCAGCUGCUCACCGAAAAUCAACUCCUUCAAAGACAUCCACUGCACUAGCAUCGGCAGCUGGUCUGGUGGCAUCUCAUUGCAUCGAGAUUGCUGAGGAAAUGGGCGCCGAUCAUGACCAUAUCUUAGCUGUGGUGAACUCUGCUGUUAAUGCAAAGACUAAUGGCGAUAUCAUGACCUUAACAGCAGCUGCAGCUACUGCCUUAAGAGGAGCUGCUAUUCUAAGAACAAGGCUUCAAAGGGGCUGUGGAAGUACUACAUUUGCAUUGGCUGACGAAAAAGGCGAAGGCCAUGAAUCGAAAGCUUUCACAGCAUUGAACUUUGUUUGCAGAGGAGGAGAACUUCUAAAGCGUACGAGGAAAGGAGAUCUCCAUUGGAAGCAAGUUUCUUUCAGUAUUAACUCAAAUUGGCAGGUUGUGGCGAAAUUGAAAAGCAAAUACAUGGCAGGAACAUUUACCAAAAAGACAAAAUGUGUAGUCUCUGAAGUUCGUUGUGAUAUCCCAGCAUGGCCCGGAAGAGAGAAAGACAGUGACAAAGAAUCAAAGGCAUAUUUCGGGAUAAAGACAGUUGAAAGGACCAUUGAGUUUGAAUGUAAAAAUAAAGAAGAGAAACUAAUGUGGACAGAGGGAAUACAACACAUAUUGAAUUGUCAUGCCAAUGUAACAUUAUCUUAAGUGGUAUGAUGAUUCUUUGUGAUCUUCUGUAAUCAAAUAAACUUGCAGUAAAUAAUCCUUAGAUGUACAUGUCAUUGGGAAAGCAAGCCAGUUUUACAACUUUUACAAUCAUGUACAGAUUGAUCUAUAUCUAUGAAUUGGGAUCAAGUAUGUUCAUUCA